This is a messenger RNA of Wickerhamiella sorbophila, 2676 nucleotides long. RefSeq names its product Oligopeptide transporter 2. Gene Ontology annotation, molecular function: oligopeptide transmembrane transporter activity. NCBI's taxonomy places the organism in Eukaryota, Fungi, Ascomycota, Dipodascomycetes, Dipodascales, Trichomonascaceae. The record is from RefSeq and is a predicted model, not a curated record. Gene Ontology annotation, biological process: transmembrane transport. The coding region runs from base 1 to 2676 and encodes 891 amino acids. The transcript has a single exon.
AUGGAGAAAGAGAUUCGUGAUCUCCAUCUCACAAGUUACGUGACCCCCAGUGGGUUCCAGGAUGCUACCGAACAAGACUACAAGCAUGGAGAAAGCCAGCAAGAAAAAGAAGCUGAGCUUUUAGAAGCCAUGGCCAACACAAGUAUUAAAGGUGACACCAAAUUCAGCGAACACAUUGAGACCAAGUCGCUGGAUAGCGAUGAGCUCAGUGCGGUCGCUAACAAGAUGGCUGAGUUUGGCUUGCCAGAGACGGACGUGCAGUUUAUGUACAACAAAAUUUCCGAAAUGACUGUUGACCAAGCACGUGAGAUUCUUCUAGAUACGCUCGAAAAGCACCGUGACGAUCGUAAUCUUCCCGAUUCGACUCGCCAGCUUGCAGAGUCUCUUCUCAACGACGAGGAUGUCGCUCCUCGGGUGACUGAGUAUGAUCGCGAAUUUGCUAUGAAGGCUCAUGCUGCGCUCAUCUACUACCAUUCGCCUUAUCCUGAGGUUCGUGCUGUCACAGACCCUUACGAUAACGAGGACGAGCUUUGUGAGACUCCCCGGGCCUACGUCCUGGGUUUCAUCUGGGUUAUUAUUGGUUCUGGCGUGAAUCAGUUCUUUGAGCCUCGUAACCCGCAGUUCUCUAUUCCUGCUUCUCUAUUCCAGUUGCUCAUUCUGCCCUGUGGUUGGGUUUGGGCGUACAUCAUGCCCGACUGGGGCUUCAAGGUCUGGAACCAUGAGUUCCGUUGGAAUCCGGGCCCUUGGACGCCGAAGGAACAGGUCCUUGUCACUCUCAUGUUCAACGUCACAGCACAGCUGGCAUACAUCAACUCGCAGAUUUUUGUUCAGAAAAUGCCCUUCUACUACGGUAACAAGUGGGUUGAUGCCGGCUACCAGAUUACUCUGUUGCUCUCUACCCAGUUCAUGGGUUUUGCAUUAGCUGGUCUUAUGCGCUCAAUUUUGGUUUACCCUGCUCACAACUUGUGGAUGGCAAACUUCCCGACUUUGGCGUUGAACCGUUCGCUGAUGACUCCUGAUACUGGUGGAUCGGUUCACGGCUGGAAAAUCCCCCGUUACAGUUUCUUUGGCAUUGUAUUCGGAUGCACAUUCCUAUACCAAUGGCUACCCUCUUACUUGAUGCAGUUUUUGUCCACAUUCAACUGGAUGACGUGGAUUGCCCCUAGUAACUUCAACUUGGCUGCCAUCACUGGUUCCGCCUCCGGCCUGGGUGUUAACCCAAUCUCCACUUUUGACUGGACUAUUAUGCAAAUUAGUACCCCAUUGAUCACACCUUUCUUUUCGCAAACUACCCAGCUUGUCGGUGCUCUUUUGGCGGGUUGCGUUCUCAUUCCUGCUGUGUACUAUUCCAACAUGUACUACACUGGUUAUCUGCCCAUUAACGACAAUCACAUCUACGACAACACCGGUAAACGUUACAAUGUCUCUCUGAUUCUUUCUGGAAACAGUUUGUUUGACGCCAAAAAGUACGAAAAGUACUCUCCUCCCUACUGGAGUGCUGCCAACCUCAUUGUUUACGGUUCCUUCUUUGCUGCCUACACCUGUAUCUUUGUCCGCUCGUUGCUUUACGAUUGGCGUCCCAUGGUUGAAGGUUUCAAGGAGGUGUACGACAUGUUUAUGUUCCGUGGUAAAGGUAUUAAAGGCUUCAACGAUGCUCAGAGCCGGAUGAUGCACAAGUACCCCGAGACACCAUUCUACUGGUAUGUUGCUGUCUUGUUGACUUCUAUAGCUCUUGGUAUCGUCUCUAUCAAGUGCUGGCCCACCGAGACCCCAGUCUGGGGUAUCUUCUUCGCUUUGGGCCUCGGCGUUCUCUUCCUUGUGCCCAUUGGCUUCCUGUACGCGCAGACCAAUGCCAUGUUCAGUCUGAACGUAUUGACUGAGCUGAUUGCCGGUUAUGCCCUUCCAGGUCGGGGUAUUGCUUUGAUGAUUAUCAAGGCAUUCGGUCUUAAUAUCAACUUGCAGGCUAUCUAUUUCUUGCAGGAUCUGAAACUCGGACACUACGCCAAGAUUCCUCCUCGGGCAACCUUCCGUGCUCAAAUCACUUCGUCCUUCCUCGCCUCUUUUGUUGUACUUGGCGUCGUGAACUGGCAGAUCUCCAACAUUGAGGGCAUUUGUACCCAGGCUGUCGCCCACAGCUCUCGUUUCACUUGCCCCAACGAGACUACAUACUUUGCUGCCUCUGUUCUUUGGGGUGUGAUUGGACCCAAGCGUGUAUUCGACUCUCUGUACCCUGUGCUCAAGUGGUGCUUCCUCAUCGGUGCAGGUGUUCCUAUUCCCUUCUGGCUCUUGGACCGCUACGUCCCCGCCGCCAGACGUUACGUGCGCUAUAUGGAUCCUAAUCUGAUCAUCUUCGGUAUGCUCCAAUAUUUUGCACCUUACAACUUGGCCAUGAUUGUGCCAAGUUGGUAUAUGUCUUUGAUUUUCAUGCGCAUUAUUCGCACUCGUUACUUGGCUUGGUUCGAGAAGUACAACUACAUUCUUUCCGCUGCUUUGACCGCAGGAUCGGCUUUGAGUUUGAUUAUCAUUUUCUUCUCUGUACAGUACCAUCCGAAGGAGCUUUCUUGGUGGGGUAACGAUGUCCCCUACGCUGGCGUCGAUGGCGAUGGCUCGUCUGGCUGGCUGCCUAUCCCGGAGAGGGGCUACUUUGGUCCUGGUCCUGGCGAAUACAAGGUUUAA